This is a messenger RNA of Penaeus monodon (black tiger shrimp), 1001 nucleotides long. Its product is annotated as factor V activator RVV-V alpha-like. The coding region runs from base 1 to 990 and encodes 329 amino acids. Gene Ontology annotation, molecular function: serine-type endopeptidase activity. The transcript is spliced from 8 exons. NCBI's taxonomy places the organism in Eukaryota, Metazoa, Arthropoda, Malacostraca, Decapoda, Penaeidae. The record is from RefSeq and is a predicted model, not a curated record. Gene Ontology annotation, biological process: proteolysis.
AUGAGAACAACGAUAUUCUUGCAUCAUCGAAGUGUUUCAAUACUUCUGCUCGCAAAUCGCAGUCUUAUACGAGCUUUCGUUCCUGAAAAGGUGUCAGUCAUGUUCCUUCCUAUUUUCGCCGUGGUUUGGGUUUUCGCUACGGAGGCCGCGCCCACUGAGAAGACCAUGACAAACAUUUCGGACUGGAAUUCCCUUUUCACAGUCAUUCCUGAAGGGUCUCCUCCGGCGCCUCAAGAGCGCAUCGUCGGUGGGUAUGACGCCAAAAUCUAUCAAUACGGGUUCGUAGGUGUCCUUAAGCGCGCUUUCGAAUACUACUGCACCGCCGUCCUCAUAACUGACGAGUUUGUGUUGACUGCUGCUCAUUGCGUGGACAGGAAACUGACAUGGUAUAAGGUCAUUCUUGGCGCCCAAAAUCUGAAAGCCGAGGAAGAGCAUCGGAUAGAGGUUGGCGUCGAUGAAGUGUUCCUUUACCCCCAUUACAAAUACGACGACGGGAUUUCAGGCGACAUAGCAGUCUUGAAACUGAAGGAGAGGGUGAAAUUUAAUAAAUACAUUUUCCCUGCCCAGCUGCCGAAUAGGGACGUAUAUGCAUCUAUGCCUUUGCUAGUCCUCGGUUGGGGAAAGAAACAAGGAGGUCUGAAGUUUCACAGUCUCCAGGCAGCGCAUACUUAUGUCACCAGAUAUGAUUUAUGCCGUCAUAUCUACAAAUGGUUGGACCGAAAUAUGUUCUGUGUAGCUAACGGUCGCACAUCCACCUGCACUGGUGACGCGGGCGGUCCAGCCAUCUACGAGAAGAUGGUGAUGGGCAUUGCUUCCUUUGGCUCCGAGGAUUGUCAGAAAUCAUUCCCUCAAGGAUACGCCAAUGUAUUUAAAGGAAAAGUUUGGAUUGAAGAGAUCAUAGGAAAACAUAAAUCUGGAUCCAGCUGCCCGUCGCCUCAGGUGUUUGUUGUACUGUCUUUGGCGUUAGUACCCAUCCUGCUAAGGCAAUAAUGGAGAGAAAG